AUGGCAGACUUCGGAGAGAUUCUCAGGAACAUCGGAGAAUUUGGAUUAUUCCAGAAGAUAAAUCUAGUUGCACUUUGCUUUCCAAAUUUCAUUCAGUAUUUUACCAUUGCAAGUUUAAUUUUCAUCGAGCCGGAUCCAGUGCGACGCUGUAACACAGACUGGAUCCUCAGUGCUGGUCCCAACCUGACCACAGAGGAGCAGCUGAACCUGACUCUGCCCCGAGAGGAUGAUGGGAGCUUCAGCAGGUGCCAGAUGUUCGUCCCUGUGGACUGGGACAUUGAUGCCAUCAGGGAAUAUGGACUCAAUGAGACCACCAGGUGCCUGAAUGGAUGGGUGUAUGGAAACAUGCUGUAUGAGACCACCAUAAUCACCGAUUUCGAUCUGGUUUGUGGUCGGGGUAACAUGGUGCAGUUGUUACAAUCACUGUUCAUGUCUGGACUUGUUGUUGGUUUUCUCAUUUUUGGACCUUCUGCUGAAUCGUUCGGUCGCAGACGAGCAACUCAAAUUCCAGCAGUUUUAAUUUUUGUAUUCUCGGUGACGACAGCACUGUGCCCCAAUGUCUACCUGUAUUUAGCUUCUCACUUCUUGGUGGGAGUUGGAGCUGGAGGAUAUCGAGUCAACUGUAUUGUACUGAGCACUGAAUGGAUUGGGGCAUCCAAAAGAUCAUGGGGAGUAGGUUUGACUCAGCUGUUUGGUGCAAUCGGACAGUGCGCCCUCGCUGGUUUGAUCUACCUCGUCCGAAACUGGAGACUGGCUCAACUCAUCUCAACAGCUCCCUUUGCAUUGGUUGUUAUGUACAUAUGGUUCAUUCCAGAGUCAGCCAGGUGGCUGUUAAACAGAGGGAGGACAGAAGAGGCUAAAAAGCUCAUUGUCAAAGCAGCAGCCAUUAACAAACGCCCCAUCCCGGACUCUAUGCUGAAUGAGGUACUGAACCACUGCAUCAUGUUUUCACUGAACCUUUCCAUCUUCGCCCUGUAUUUCGGCAUCGGAAACUUGGGCUUGAGCGUCUUCCUGACACAGCUCCUUUUUGGUGCUUUUGAAGUACCGUCUACUCUGUCGUCCAUUUGGCUGCUGGAGAUUUUUGGGAGGAAAAUAUUAUUCAUAGCAGUCCUUAUGAUCGGAGGAGUCUGUUCCAUGCUUAUCCUCGCUGUUCCCCAAGGUUAUUCUGUUGCUGUUACAUGUUUAGCCGUCGCAUCACGAUUUUUCAUGAUAUUUGCGGGUUCUGUGUGUGCUGUCUACCUGCAGGAGUUGUUCCCCACAUCGGUUAGACAAACAGCCACAGCUUUAGGAUCCAUCGCGGGAAGAAUCGGCUCCAUCGUGGCCCCACUGUUGAACAUGUUGGCCGUGUACCACUGGGUCAUACCCAUCGCAGUCCUCAGCAGCAUUAACCUAAUCAGUGGCGCUCUCGGCCUCCUGCUUCCUGAGACCAGAAAGAAAGAGCUUCCGGAAUCAGCCGACGAGGCCGAGAGAAACAGAAGUCAGACUACCCCGAGGAACAAAAGUCUGUCAGACAAACCUCCACAAAGCACGACAACCAGGCUGUAG
Stegastes partitus (bicolor damselfish) is the source of this 1545-nucleotide messenger RNA. RefSeq names its product solute carrier family 22 member 13-like. The coding region runs from base 1 to 1545 and encodes 514 amino acids. Gene Ontology annotation, cellular component: membrane. NCBI's taxonomy places the organism in Eukaryota, Metazoa, Chordata, Actinopteri, Pomacentridae. The transcript is spliced from 9 exons. The record is from RefSeq and is a predicted model, not a curated record. Gene Ontology annotation, biological process: transmembrane transport. Gene Ontology annotation, molecular function: transmembrane transporter activity.